Molecule: messenger RNA, 1612 nt
Organism: Trematomus bernacchii (emerald rockcod)
Lineage: Eukaryota; Metazoa; Chordata; Actinopteri; Perciformes; Nototheniidae
Product: zymogen granule membrane protein 16-like
Exons: 5
Coding region: 111-605 (164 amino acids)
Source: RefSeq, a predicted model, not a curated record
AAAUGUAGAUAUUAGGAGAGUGUAGCUGCACACAUGCUGAGGCUUCAUUUGCUGUAAUGCACACUUGAACGGUAUCUUUUGAUAAAAGAAGAAACAACCAAUCAGACAGAAUGCUUUUUCUUGCUAUCUUUGCUGUUAUUGCAGCCUCUGCUAUAGCUGACCCUGAGACUCAGAGCUACUCCUACUCCCCUCCUGCGAGGUCAGGGAGUGGCUCUCCGUUCAGUAUAAUUGGGGAGGGAAGAAUCACAGCUGUACGAGUGUGGUCGUUGUCCAACAUACGAGGCAUCCAGUUCUGCUACGGCUCCACCUGGUCUUCCGUUGUGGGUUACAGGUCCGGCCAGCUACAGGAGAUGAAGUUGUCUGGCGGUGAAGCCAUCAUCCAGAUUUCUGGGAAGGCCAGUCAAUACGUGCAGUCAGUGGUGUUCGUAACUAGCAAGGGCCGCCUUCUUGAAGCAGGCCAGCCCUCAGGCACUUCUUUCAACAUGUAUCCCAGCCACAAGGAUGCCGAGCUGGUCUUCAUCAGUGGCACUAACCUAGGAGCAAUUACCUCCAUCGCAGCACACUGGGGUCGAGUUGAUACAUCUGCUACUCACACUGAGCACUGAGAAGUAGAGCUUGCCUGAGGAGAUGCUACCAUUUAACCAACAACUUGGCCAAACCUAUGGAAAUUAUGGUUUAUUUCCAAAUGUAAUUAGUCUGUUCUGCGGUGCAACAUUUCUGCAAAUCUGCACAUUUGCACUUUUACUUGUGCUGUUCUUUAUUUAGCUAGAAACAUCUUUUAUUGUUAACUCUUUGUUCUGAUGAAUGUAUGGGUUGAGGCUUGAUGAAAUGUAACUUUGAUUUAUUUUCGGCAUAGCAUUUGUACACAUCAUGCUCUUGUCAUUGUUGGAAAUAUGUAUUAGUUUAUACAAAAUGAUCUCUGUACAUGAAAGCUGCUGACAUAUUGUGUUUUUCAAUACUCAUAAUACUUAUUUAGGAUAAAUGCGGUUAAAGUGGCUUCAGAUCAGGAAAUACACAACUUAUCUCUAAACGUUUUUAACAGGAAUUGUCUAUUCCGCUUGAAGGAACAGUGGGACAUUUUAAAACAUGCAUUCAUCCUAUUUCUUCAUCCAGAGGAUUAAAUUAGAAGAUUGAUACUACAACUCUAUGUCUGCCCAUGCAUAUAGAGUUGAGUUGAUCUGAUGAUUAGCUUAGCAUAAAGACUAAAGGCAGAGGGAACGAGAUAGCAUGCAAACACAUUUUUAGAAGUUAUAAGGAGGAGUUUGUAUAAGUCAUGCAUUAGAUAUUUCUUAGCUGGGUGUAGUGACUCCCUUGGGUUUCUGCUCAUUGCCUGUUAAGACUUUUUGGAAUGGCUAAGAUAAAUAUACUUGCUAUAGUUAUAAAAUAGUUGCAUGACUUCAACUUGAUGAUGGCAUGCUAUCUCUUCAUCAAUCAAGACUUCCAACACUGCCACCAACCCUUCAAAAUAUAAAACCUCUUAAAGACAAUUGAUCAUCAUUAUUAUUAUUAUAAAUUUGACAGAAUUACAUUGUGACAUAAUGGUAUAUUAUAAGAAUUUGCCAUUUGGAUGGUCACUGUGCUCACUGUCUGCAAUAAAAAACGUAUAAAUAUA